Molecule: messenger RNA, 1049 nt
Organism: Sitodiplosis mosellana (orange wheat blossom midge)
Lineage: Eukaryota; Metazoa; Arthropoda; Insecta; Diptera; Cecidomyiidae
Product: zinc finger protein 62-like
Exons: 3
Coding region: 152-946 (264 amino acids)
Biological process (GO): regulation of transcription by RNA polymerase II
Molecular function (GO): RNA polymerase II cis-regulatory region sequence-specific DNA binding; DNA-binding transcription factor activity, RNA polymerase II-specific
Source: RefSeq, a predicted model, not a curated record
GUUUGUUUACAAAAUAAAAUGCUCACAAACUAAUCUGACUCGUUUGCUUUAUUUUGUGGAAUUUAAUAUCUGUUGUGAAGUAAAAUAAAAAGAAUGAUCAAGUUAGUUUAAUUAGUUUAACCAAAGAGCCCACAAAUAACCAAAAUAAAAUAUGGAAACAAGCGACGAUGAAAUUAUAAUUCGAUAUACCGAACAAAAUGAAAGAGAGUUGAUUGAACGGAAAAAACAUGAAUUAAUUUUACGGAAAUACCGACUGAACACACAACGACUUAUCAAAGAAUACCAAACGAAAAUCCAACAGCAAAACCGUCAAAUUGAAAUGUUAAUGAAAGAGGUGAAGAGGCAAAAGUUUAUAAUUGACACAUUUGCAAAUGUAAACAUGGAGACUGUGGACAUCUCAACACAAUCAGAACGGUCAAAUGAGAAUGCAAAAAUUGAAAUCGAUUCUGAGUUAGAAGCAAUUUUCUAUUCAAAUAACAAAACAAAACAAUCAGACCGUGAAAAUGCAAAUGAAAAACAUGUAAAUUUAUGCAACUCUCCAAGUCAACGUGAGAGAUUAGACACCAAAACAAUGGGACAUAAAAUCGAACGAAUUGAUAUCGAACGAAAAAAGUCAUCGCUUGUAUCCAUUGAAAUUCAGCCAAAUAUACAGCCCAAAAUUAACAGUUCAACAAAUGUAUACAUCUGUGAUGAGUGCAAUAAAGCGAUGUCUUCAAGGAGAGUGUUAGCGAAACACAAGCGUAUGGUUCACUGUUUACAAAAGGAAUUCAUUUGUGACCAUUGUUCGAAAGCAUUUUGCACAAGGGACGGUUUAAAAAGGCAUCUUAGAAUACAUACAGGUGAAAAACCAUUUGUUUGUCGAGGAUGUCAAAAGGGAUUUAAUCAAUCGGGAAAUAUGCGAAUUCAUGAAAAAACCUGCAAAAAGUACUUAAGACUAAAUGGAUAAUAUCUUACCAAAUACGAGAUUACUUUCAAUUGUUUCGACCUUUUGAUGUAGUCGAUUGCUAUAAAAAGACAUUUUGAAAUAAAGAUUCAAAUAAAUAGAAUUU